This is a messenger RNA of Anthonomus grandis grandis, 758 nucleotides long. It is a transcript of the gene Adi1, whose product is annotated as acireductone dioxygenase. The record is from RefSeq and is a predicted model, not a curated record. Bases 102 to 662 code for a protein of 186 amino acids. Gene Ontology annotation, molecular function: acireductone dioxygenase [iron(II)-requiring] activity. The transcript has 3 exons. Lineage: Eukaryota; Metazoa; Arthropoda; Insecta; Coleoptera; Curculionidae.
CUGAAGUCAUUGAUAAAAGCGACUGACUGGUAAACACAAUCACAAUCGCUUUAUCACUAUUUUAUUUAAUGGUGUCACUAUAAACAGUGUAAGUGAUCAAUAUGGUGCAAGCAUGGUACAUGGACAAUGGGGACUACGAUCAGAGGGAAGAACACCACAGGAACCCCCCCGAGUACGUCACCUUGGACGAUCUGUUCCAGAAAACUGGAGUGGAAUAUUUCAAGCUCAAUGUGGCCACCAUGGACACCGACGGUGUCCUUGAAAAAAUUAAGAGAGACAGAGGUUACACCUACGAGGACGAGGUCUUAAUACCCCCCGCGGACCCCGUGGAACCCUUCGAGGACAAACUGAAGAUCUUCUACAAGGAGCAUCUGCACACCGACGAAGAGAUCCGACUUCCGGUGGCAGGGUCCGGUUAUUUCGACGUGAGAGACAAGGACGACCGGUGGAUCAGGAUCAGAGUGGAGCCGGGCGAUUUGCUCAUCGUUCCCGCGGGGAUUUACCAUCGGUUCACCUUGGAUACGAACAACUACAUUAGAACCAGGAGGUUCUUUGUGGGAGAACCAGUCUGGACCCCACAUAACAGACCUGCAGAGGACAUGGAGGCCAGAAGGGAAUACGUGCAGAAAAUUGCCUCCGGAAAGUUUGUUAAGGCUCAUUAAAUUCGCAUUUUAUUAGUUUACCUUCACUUUAAAGUGCUAUAUCUGAAACACUGUUUGAAGUAUCUUAAUGAAAUAAAAAGCAUUAUAUUCAGAAAA